AUGGAGACCAACAAAGAAGACCUGGCUGACCUCUUGCAUAUCUCCUUUUCAGCUUGUGGGGCCCGGUGGAGGGUCGGGGGGCAAAGAUGUCUGUCAGCUUAUCCAGCUGCCAAGUACAAGCUACGCAAGAUCAGGAAGAUCUUUGUGGGAACCAAGGGCAUCCCGCACCUGGUCACACAUGAUGCCUGGACCAUCUGCUACCUAGACCCCCUCAUCAAGGUGAACGACACCAUCCAGAUCAACAUGGAAAUGGGCAAGAUCACAGACUUCAUCAAGUUUGACACAGGCAAUCUCUGCAUGGUGACCGAUGGAGCCAACUUGGGCUACAUUGGGGUCAUCAUCAACCGGGAGCGGAACCCUGGCUCCUUUGAUGUGGUCCACGUGAAGGAUGCCAACAACAACAGCUUUGCCACCCAGCUGUCCAACAUCUUUGUCAUUGGAAAGGGCAACAAGCCAUGGAUCUCCCUGCCCCAAGGGGAGGGCAUCCGCCUCACCAUUGCCGAAGAGAGAGACAAGAGGAAGGCAACCAAGCAGAGCAGCGGCUAAGCCCCAAGUGCAGGUGCAG
Messenger RNA from Anolis carolinensis (green anole), 565 nucleotides. Its product is annotated as small ribosomal subunit protein eS4. NCBI's taxonomy places the organism in Eukaryota, Metazoa, Chordata, Lepidosauria, Squamata, Anolidae. Gene Ontology annotation, molecular function: structural constituent of ribosome; RNA binding. Gene Ontology annotation, cellular component: cytosolic small ribosomal subunit; ribosome. The record is from RefSeq and is a predicted model, not a curated record. The transcript has 2 exons. Gene Ontology annotation, biological process: translation. The coding region runs from base 1 to 546 and encodes 181 amino acids.